AUGAACGUGGUUGAGCAAGUACAACGUGACAACAUCGACCUUCUCACGCCCUUGACAGCUGCAGUAGCAGGUGCUGCCAUCUCGUAUACUCAAGUUGGCGCUAAAUUUAAUCACUCUAACUAUGCUCGUCAAACGUGUGUGGAUAUUGAACAGCAAAUAAACCAACAAUGGGAGACAAGGUGUGCCAAAAAUUCACGUUUAUAUAAUGCACAAAAGUUUCGAUUUGCAGGGUGGGAAAUCACGGGCGGGAAGUGGAUACUGAAUAUAGGACUAACAUGUUACAAGGAUCUGUCUGGCACAAACCUUGCACCAAAUUUUCGAUUAAUUCAGGAGAAAGGUGCAAAGGACUUCGGAGAUCUUCAGGCAUAUAUGUCAGACACAUUGGGUGUGGGGGUACUGCUGAUGACCAAAGACGGACACCUGGUAGUGACGCGUCGGGCCGGGUGGACGGGCGAGUACCCCGGAGCCCUGGACAGACCAGGAGGCCACCCGGAGCCUGGAAGGGUCUUCACGUCUGGCGGAUCACUGAAACCUGAAGACGACAACUGGGAAGUUGAUGAUGCUGUAUUGGAUGAGGUGUGGAGCUCAGCGGCCCAGGAGGUGGAGGACGAGCUUGGGGUUGCCAGAAGCCAAAUGAGUGACCUCACCUUGAUGGGGAUGGACCUCAACAGGGAGGCCGGGGGGAGGCCUUCCCUCGAGUUCUUCACAAAGUUGGAGCUAAGCAGCAGUGAGAUGACAGAGGUGUACAGCAGAGGCUGCCAGGCUGAAGUGGAUGAGACUAUAGCCAUCCACCUCCUGCCCCCACCCACACUGAUCCAUCUCCACCAUCUCCUCCAUCCACCUCCAUCCCCAGAGGUCCAGGUUUCACCAGAGUCAGCCAGCAGAUCAGAAGGUGUGAGGGGUGAGAAAAGUGAGGUGAGAGAAGAGGAAAUUACAAUGAUUGUGAGUGAGAGUCUGGUGAGGGAUGAGGAGAGUGAAAUCAGACAAGGUGUAACCGAGAUGCAAGUGGGAGAAAAUGAGAGGAAACACCUACAAGAGGCACGAUGGGUGGUAAGGGAGGCCACGCCAGCACUGAGGGGCGCCCUUCUUCUGGGAUUCCACCACUGCCUUCUACCUAAAUCACCACGUGCUAAGUGUGUGUGUAUGUAAAAAGAUUUAAAUUAUAGCUAAACAUAGGACACUGCAGCCUGGGUCCUUGUGAUAGAAAGUCAUUACAGGUAUCAUAAUUAAAAAUAGGACAGGGUUGAGAACGUUGUUCAAAUGGUGUUCGAUUUAAUGUAAAAUCUUGAGAUUUUGAUAGUAAAUUUCCUGUCAAUGAAAAUAUUUAGAAUGAAGUUGGGUAAAUGCCCUCUUAAACAUAAGGUGCAUAAAUUUGUCAAAAGAAUAUCUAGCAAAAAAUUUAACACACAUUGUACAUGAAUUAAUUUCCCUAAAUCUGGAAGAAUUACAUUUCCAUAUUAUUCAGAGCAUAUUUUAUCAAUCAAGGUAAACAAAAUUUGAAUGAGUUACUUGGUGAGCAAGGUGACUAUACCUGAACCAUGAGUGGUGUCUGGCUGCCUCUCAGCCCCUGAGUGUUAAUAAGUGAUGACUAUUGCUAUGACAGUUGAAAGCCAGUUUUCUUAUGAAAUAUGAAAAUAAGCCUACUGAUUCAAAGAGCUGACAGAGAAUAUAUUAUAUUGUAGUUUGAGGAAUAUAAAUGAAGAGGUGAACAAGUGAAUACACUCAAGACACCUGAUCCUGUGACCAUUCCUGCUGUGAUGGGCAAGAAUGUAAUGUAUUUUUACUCAACAAAAGUUUUCGAGUGAUGCAAACAUAUAUAUACAGUAGCAUCUUUUCUACCUGCUUUGCUUGCUACAAUUCCAGCUAACAAAAAUUCCAAGAAAUAGGGAAAAAAUAUAAAAAAAGCAAUUGCAUUAUGGUCAAAUAUUUAUUAACAGGACAAUCUUUAUAAUUUGACAGUAACUGUGUACUUCAAUUCUGAAAAAAAAGUAUAAUUGUAUAUAACUGCCAUACCAGAAGUUCAGCUGGAAGUGUAGAUCAUGGCUUGGUACCCUCAAAAAGUCACAAAAUGAGACUCAAUUUUUUUUUAAUUUAAAACAUGGCAGCAAGUAACAUAAAUAAAAACUCCACACAACAAGAAAUCCCUAAUGUCGACUCUUUUUCUUGUGCUUUCGGGGAGGAGAACUGGUGUGUGAUCUUCGUUUUCUUGGAGACCGUGACCUGUGUCUUCUUGAACUUGGAGAUCUUGAGUGAGUGCGGUGAUGAGACCUUUGAAAGAUUUCGAGCAUAUAUGAAUUCAUCACAUUAUUAACUUAUGUUUCAUACACUCCUGUUAUCUCAUUCUAAUCACCAAAUAAAGCUUUAAAUAUUCAUGCAAAGAAAA
Homarus americanus (American lobster) is the source of this 2383-nucleotide messenger RNA. Its product is annotated as uridine diphosphate glucose pyrophosphatase NUDT22-like. The transcript has 5 exons. Gene Ontology annotation, molecular function: GDP-mannose hydrolase activity. NCBI's taxonomy places the organism in Eukaryota, Metazoa, Arthropoda, Malacostraca, Decapoda, Nephropidae. The record is from RefSeq and is a predicted model, not a curated record. Bases 1 to 1149 code for a protein of 382 amino acids.